AUGGCUUUCCGCCGGAGGACGAAAAGUUACCCGCUCUUCAGCCAGGAGUUCGUCAUCCACAACCAUGCGGACAUCGGCUUCUGCCUGGUGCUCUGCGUCCUCAUCGGGCUUAUGUUCGAGGUCACUGCCAAGACUGCCUUCCUAUUUAUCUUACCUCAGUACAAUGUUAGCAUGCCUACGGCAGACGGCGAGACGGUGCACUACCACUACGGCCCGAAAGACCUGGUCACUGUCUUGUUCUACAUCUUCAUCGCCAUCAUCCUGCAUGCCGUGGUGCAGGAGUACAUACUAGACAAAAUCAGCAAACGGCUUCAUCUCUCCAAAGUCAAGCACAGCAAAUUCAACGAGUCUGGGCAGUUGGUGGUCUUUCAUCUCAGCUCGGUGAUCUGGUGCUUCUACGUGGUGGUGACGGAAGGAUACUUAACAAACCCGAGGAGCCUCUGGGAAGACUACCCACAUGUGUACCUCCCCUUCCAGGUGAAGUUCUUCUACCUGUGCCAGCUGGCCUACUGGCUGCACGCGCUUCCCGAGCUCUACUUCCAGAAGGUACGGAAGGAGGAGAUCCCGCGGCAGCUCCAGUACAUCUGUCUGUACCUGAUCCACAUCGCAGGCGCGUACCUCUUAAACCUGAGCCGCCUUGGCCUCAUCCUGCUCCUGCUGCAGUACUCUACGGAGCUCCUCUUCCACACGGCCCGGCUCUGCCACUUCGCCGACGAGAACAAUGAGAAGCUGUUCAACGCCUGGGCGGCCGUAUUUGGAGUCACCCGCCUCUUCAUCCUCACCUUGGCUGUGCUGGCCAUCGGCUUCGGCCUCGCUCGCGUGGAAAACCAGGCCUUUGACCCCGAGAAGGGGAACUUCAACACGUUACUCUGCAGGCUGUGCGUGCUGCUGCUGGUGUGUGCCGCCCAGGCCUGGCUCAUGUGGCGCUUCAUCCACUCGCAGCUGCGGCACUGGCGCGAGUACUGGAGCGAGCAGAACGCCAAGCGCAGGGUGCCCGCCGCCCCCAGGCUGGCAGCCAGGCUCAUCAAGAGGGAGUCGGGUUACCACGAAAAUGGGGUGGUGAAAGCCGAGAAUGGAACCUCCACACGGACUAAGAAACUGAAGUCUCCUUAA
Messenger RNA from Rangifer tarandus platyrhynchus (Svalbard reindeer), 1113 nucleotides. Lineage: Eukaryota; Metazoa; Chordata; Mammalia; Artiodactyla; Cervidae. The record is from the annotation of a GenBank genome assembly.